Messenger RNA from Diorhabda sublineata, 1251 nucleotides. It is a transcript of the gene Jra, whose product is annotated as transcription factor Jun. Gene Ontology annotation, cellular component: transcription regulator complex. NCBI's taxonomy places the organism in Eukaryota, Metazoa, Arthropoda, Insecta, Coleoptera, Chrysomelidae. Gene Ontology annotation, biological process: regulation of cell population proliferation; regulation of transcription by RNA polymerase II; regulation of cell cycle. Bases 306 to 953 code for a protein of 215 amino acids. The transcript is spliced from 3 exons. The record is from RefSeq and is a predicted model, not a curated record. Gene Ontology annotation, molecular function: DNA-binding transcription factor activity, RNA polymerase II-specific; transcription factor binding; RNA polymerase II cis-regulatory region sequence-specific DNA binding.
GUCACGAAGAAUGACUAACUUAUCGAUGAUGUCAUGUUAAAUUUUACGCAGAAGUGGAAGAGUACAAACCCUGACAAUAGAAGCAAAGCUUGUUUUCAGACAAAGAAAGAAGUUUAGAUAAUUAAAUAAUCAUUGUUUUCAAUACCAGUAUUUUCAACCAUUUAAUUCUAACAAGUUAUUGACAUUGUAUGGAAAUAUCUGAUAAUCUCUAUUAUAGUUUACUCACAUUGGUCAUUCUUCCUGUCUACUUGUUUUUUACUCUUUGGAGUUGGUUAGGUUGGGAAUUAUUUAAAAACAACUAGAAUAUGAGUCAGGAACAAAAUACAACUUUUAAAAACAUGAAGAGAAACCUCACUCUCGAUUUGAACCAAAAGAAACUAAAUUUACCUACCACUAGUGGCUUAUUAUCUUCUCCUGAUUUAAAUUUACUCAAAGUGGAUACUCCUGAACUAGAAAGUAUGAUUUUGGCUAAUGGUAUUGGACAAACUCCUACACCUUCAUUGUUAUUUCCAAGAGCUGUUACAGCUGAGCAGGAGAAAUUCGCAGGUGGAUUUGUUGAAGCCCUGAGUCACUUGCAUAACAGUAAUUCACAACAAGGCUCAGAUAGUAACAGCAGUACAAUAUACAAUGACUCUUUUUUACCACACAUUAAAGAAGAACCCCAAACAGUGCCUAGUCUCAAUCAGUCUCCUCCAAUGUCCCCUGUCAAUAUGGAAUACCAAGAAAGGAUCAAAUUAGAAAGAAAGAGACAACGGAACCGCCUUGCAGCAUCCAAGUGCAGAUCCAGGAAGCUGGAAAGGAUCUCAAAGUUAGAAGAUAAAGUGAAGAUUUUGAAAAGUGAAAAUAUCGAGCUUGGAAACAUUGUUAAUCAAUUGAAGGAAACCGUAGGGCUUCUUAAACUCGAAGUUAUAGAGCAUAACAAAGCCGGUUGUCCUAUUAUCAACACAUAUUAAUAAGUUAUUGGAAAAGUGUUACCCGUUUAAUGGUGCUAAGUGAAAUUUAUAUUUUAAUAGGAUUUAUACGUUUUCUAUAAAAACUUCCACAUUUAUUGCUUGUAUUCUUAGGACAUUACAAAUUUAUAUUUAAAUGCCAGUUUCCUUUUAUGCCAAAAUAGGAUUGCUUCAAGAGAAAUCCACAGAUGCAUGUAAAAAAAUUAACAACUAUAUAUACAGGUGUGGAUCCAAAAAUUAGAUUUAAUACAAUAUAUAAUUUGUUGAUUUAUAAUAUAGUUAAAAUAUAGUUUUUGUAUGA